AGAUGGCGGCCGGGGCGCCGCGGCCUCAGCGCGCUCCGGCCCCUCCCGCCGCCGCCCGGGCUUCCUUCCCAAGAUGGCGGCGCCCAGCGGGACGGGCGGCGGGAGGCUGUGGGCAGCGCUGGUGCCCGCCGCGCUGCUGUGCCUGGCGGCCCGGGCGGCGGAGGAACCGGGCGCGGCCCGUUUCGACGUGCGGCCCGGCGGGGAGAUUCACUCCUUCUCCCGGAGCCUGGGGGAUUACACCUGCACCUUCACAUACUCAGCUCAGGGAGGAACCAACGAGCAAUGGGAGAUGGACAUUGGAGUCAGCGAAGACAACCUGCUCUUCUCCUGCUCUGUCUGGAGGCCCCAAGGGAAGUCUUAUCUCUUCUUUACGCAGUUUAAAGCUGAAGUGAAAGGAGCCAAGAUAGAGCAUGCCAUGGCUUAUUCUCAAGCCGCAGCGGGUGGACAAAGCGACAUCCCCUUGAAACAGGAAGAAUUUGAAGUCACUGAAACAACAGUGUCUCACAGGGAAGGCAAGUUCCGUUUUGAACUGUCCAAACUCAUGAUUGUAGCAAAAACUCCCCGUGACGAGCUGUGACCCCGGGGUCAACGCUGGGGAAGAUCAUGGCAGAUAAAGAGGAUGACUUUUUAACUGCAGGGUUUGGUUGGGGUUUUGGUUGUUUUUUUUUUUGUUUUGGUUGGCCAAACAAUUUCUGUUUUCCAUAUUGAAGUGUGCCAGGGUCCAAUACAAGUGGGACUUGGAGGUGUUAAGACAGAUGCAUUCUGUCUUGUGUCAGAGUAACAAUGUGCUUUGCAGCUGGAAACCUCCUCUGAGACUCCUGAUCUGCAGCCAGGCCUUCUGUCACCCUCUUUCUGCUUGGUUGAUCUGCUGAAUGUGGUAAAGCUCCCCUCUAACAGGGGCUCCUUAUCUCUCUGGCUAGGAAGGGUAAUGCAGAAAGAUAAGUGGCUGGAUUUAAACAUGGUUUGCUAAAGUUGUUAACUCUCUAGUCUCUGGAGGGAGGACGGGAUUUCUGUCGCUGCAAACGUGACAGGAGGAACUAAUGAAAUUGAGUGGGAGGGGGAAGGAAGGAGUGGAGUUGGCCAGAGCUGUCUGACUCCUUGUUGAGUGUGGCUGCUAAAGGUCAACACUGCCAGGAGGGUGUUCUGGACUAGUGUGGAGCACGAGUUGGGAUAACGUGGCAUGGGGAAGGCAGAGCUGCUUAUUCUGACACAACCCAGGAAUCCAUCCGAGCAACACUUGCACACCUCAGCACAACUGCAGGACUAUUUUCUACGUACAGAAGUGGGGGUGUUUUGUUUUUUUUUUUAAAUCUAGAGUAAUACCAGUGAGGGAAUGUGGAAUUCCUCUCCUGUGUAAAUACAAAUAAAGAAAUAAAGCAUCA
Messenger RNA from Apus apus (common swift), 1382 nucleotides. It is a transcript of the gene MYDGF, whose product is annotated as myeloid derived growth factor. The record is from RefSeq and is a predicted model, not a curated record. NCBI's taxonomy places the organism in Eukaryota, Metazoa, Chordata, Aves, Apodiformes, Apodidae. Gene Ontology annotation, biological process: positive regulation of angiogenesis; positive regulation of endothelial cell proliferation. The transcript is spliced from 6 exons. The coding region runs from base 74 to 577 and encodes 167 amino acids.